AGGGUACAAUUACUUUGGAUAUAAAAGUUUGAAACUUGACUGAGAAUUUAUUCACUUCAUCAAGUCUAAUUUGAUACAAGAAUCUCUCUCAAAAUGCUUAAGUUUGUGUGCCUCUUCGCCCUUGUGGCCGUUGCCUGUGCCGCUCCCCGUAGCUAUGGAUACGGAGAUGAUGAGAACCGUGAUGGCGUCCCAGAUUCCCUUGAUGCCAACCGUGAUGGCAAAGUAGACUACGGAUAUGGAUAUCCCAGAUAUGGCUAUGGAUACAAAAGCUAUGGAUACCAGCCCUAUGGUUACGAAUACGUUCCAUAUGGAGAUGGAUACCCAUAUGCCAAUGUUGGACCCAACGGAGCUGUUGUCAAGUCCCCAUCAGGUCUGAUUGUUGGAGACAAUGGUGGUUACAUCAA
Messenger RNA from Owenia fusiformis, 404 nucleotides. The record is from the annotation of a GenBank genome assembly. NCBI's taxonomy places the organism in Eukaryota, Metazoa, Annelida, Polychaeta, Sabellida, Oweniidae.